AUGGUGGUGGAACAGAGAAUAGAGCUGAGGAACAUGGAAGCCAGACUGGCAGAGGACCAGGCAGAGGAGCAACAACUUGAGCUUAGGCUGACCAAGAAGGAUGUGGAGGAGCUGAAGACAGGAAAUGCAGCCCAAGCUGCUGAACUGUCAGCCAUGGAGGUCAGAGUGACAGCCAGUGAGAAGGAGAUGGAGGAGCAGAAAAAGGAAGUGAGUGUCACUAAGACUGAACUGCAGCUCCAAAAGAACAAGGUGGAGGAACUGGAGAGUGGGAACACAGCCCUGAAAGCCAGAGUGACAGCUAGUGAGAGUGGGAACAUAGCCUUGAAAGCCAGAGUGACAGCUAGUGAGAGUGGGAACAGCCUUGAAAGCCAGAGUGACAGCUAGUGAGGGUGGGAACACAGCCUUGAAAGCCAGAGUGACAGCUAGUGAGAGUGGGAACACAGCCUUGAAAGCCAGAGUGACAGUGAGUGAGGGGUAACACAGCCCUGAAAGCCAGAGUGACAGCUAGUGAGAGUGGGAACACAGCCUUGAAAGCCAAAGUGACAGGUAGUGAGAGUGGAAACACAGCCUUGAAACCCAGUGACAGGUAGUGAGAGGGGGAACACAGCCUUGAAAGCCAGAGUGACAGCUAGUGAGAGUGGGAACAUAGCCUUGAAAGCCAGAGUGACAGCUAGUGAGAGUGGGAACACAGCCUUGAAACCCAGUGACAGGUAGUGAGAGUGGGAACACAGCCUUGAAAGCCAGAGUGACAGCUCGUGAGAGUGGGAACAUAGCCUUGAAAGCCAGAGUGACAGCUAGUGAGAGUGGGAACAUAGCCUUGAAAACCAGAGUGACAGCUAGUGAGAGUGGGAACAUAGCCUUGAAAGCCAGAGUGACAGCUAGUGAGAGUGGGAACAUAGCCUUGAAAACUAGAGUGACAGCUAGUGAGAGCGGGAACAUAGCCUUGGAGGUCAGAGUCACAGUCAGUGAGAGGGAGGUGGGGGAGCUAAAGACUGAGAGCGCAGCCAGACCAAAGGUGGCCUUCUCUGCUAGUUGGGCUAAUUUAGGACAAGUAGGACUAUUCAAUACUGAAUAUUGGUCUACAGUAGAGUCUUCAACACUGGCAUGGCCUACAACCCAACUACAGGUAUCUUCACAGCACCAGUGAAAGGAGUAUACUACUUCAGAUGUACAGCCCAUGAUUACCACACUGUACGUUAUAUGACUGAUUUCCUCCACCACCAUAACCAGAAAGCUAUGGAUAAUUCUAUAUAUGUUUAUAAUGGAAAGGAUGCGCAUGUGUCUAAUGCAUUGUCUUCAGAGCUGGAGGAGGGGAGUUUGUGGUCUACAUGCGUCUUCCCAAAGGCCAUGGAAUCCAUUGUAAUGAUUCCCAAACCACAUUCAGCGGCUUCCUACUCUUCCCUAUGUGAGGGGAGCACCAUACUGUACUGCUGCAAUGAACUGCUGUAACAAAAAGCUUUCUGAUGUGAGCAGUUCUGGGGUUAAGAUGUUCCUUUAUAAUCACUAAAAAGCCAUUUAAAAAUAACAUUAUUGGUUGUGUUAUUUUUUUGAAGGGUGAAUGUCUUCAGAGCAUUGAGUCGAUUGAUUUCCCCUUGUCUUUAUUGCAACUUCCAUACAUUUUUACCACAUUCAGUUGGAUAUAGCCACUGGAUACAGACUUAAUCAUGGUGAUUUUGAAGCGGAAUGCUUCUGCAGCUGUGAUGAUGAUGUAGGGUCCUUAGGCUCGUGAAUGAUAGUACUGCGAGUCUUAGGAGACAUGAGCCCUAUGUCAUUGUCCUGUACUGGGGCUACAGCAGAUAGACGACACACACACACACACAGACGCACACACACACACACACACACAGACAUCAGAAGCUGCUACUUACUGUCUGUAAUAGUGAGUCACUCACAGUUUAAUCAGGGUGUGCAUGGCUGAGCUCCCUGCAUGGUAAGCUCAAACAAAUAACAUUGUUCUUUGUUUACUAUAAAACAAAUAUUACCACUGACAGUUAACACUGAAUAUGUACUUAGAUGACACAUUCAAUUCAGUCAAAACAAUGACUCCAGCUUCAAAACCACACAUUUCCGUAUUUACCCACUGGCCACAAACUGGUUGAAUCAACGUUGUUUCAAUGUCAUUUGUCAACAUAUUGUGAUGAGGAAUGUACGUGGGAAAUACAUUGGAUUUGAAAAAAGUCAACUGUUGUUUUGAGGGUGAAAUUCCAACCACAGGAUUAUGUCAUCAUGGUAACCAAAUUUCAACAUAGACAAACCUUGCAUAAAAUAUGGUGAAUUUGUAACUUUAAAACAACAUCAGAUCUUCAACAUUAUAUCCACUAUCAGAAAACAAGCAAUAGGCUGGGUAGGACCUCCUACUGGAGAAUUGAUCUAUCUACAGCACCCAUUUGGUCUCCCAUUCAGGAUUUUAACCAAGCCCAGCCCUGCUUAGCUAUGAUAGUUUUCACAGACUAUUACCAACAUGCUAUCUUGAGAGUGAUUGUUGUGAGAUCCCCACUUAAAACUAAAUAGAUUCACUGUUCCUAUAAAAGUCAUUCCAAAGGGUAGGUUUAAGAGUGCAAAUGAAAUGUAACCAUACUUUAUCACUCAUAUAUCAUCAAUGAUACUAUUUAGGCCGAUAUAGCAUUUGGAAAGUCUGGCUUUAUUUCCAGUUCGUCUACAAAUAAAUAAUUAAUAUGUUGGAUUCACAUCUCCAUCUCAACCAAAAAAGUUAAAGAAUAGGACUAAAGGAAAAAUAGGACUAAAUCAAAUCAAACUUUAUUUAAAGCGCAUUUAAAGUUUAAUUUGAUUUAGUCCUAUUUUUGUCUUAGAUUUUUAGUUGAAUUGGAGACGUGAAUCCAACAUAAAUUAUUCAUUUGUAGACGAACUGGAAUUAGAGCCAGACUAAGUCAGUGGCUCAGAUGGAACUAUCCAAGCAGUAGAUACACCUCCUUGAAAUGUUGAUAUUUGGUUGUGUUGUCAACCAAACAUAGUUUGUAUUACAAAAGUAAUAUUUAAUUAUCUUACAAACUAUUGCAACGUUCAACCUUAAAAUGAAUAGCACAUCCAUGGCCAUAUUUUGAGGUUACUGUAACUAUAAAUAUAUUCUUAUCAUAUAAAGCUUGCACCAUGUACUUUUAAUGUUAUCUCAACUGCAAUCCAGGUCAUUUGGUUCUGCUAUUAGAUAAAGCACAGUGAUAACACAUGAAUCUGUUGUAUAAAUAAACAAAAUAUCUGAUGUAUUCCCAUUUGAACUUUGCUGUGCUUUUAAAAGGUUGAAAGCGUAGUGAUAGACAUUUGGGUGACAACUAACCCAAAAUCAGACAUUGUUUUUCCACUGGAAUUUGGGUGUGCUUUUAGAUGGUUGAAAGCAUAGUGAGAACACAUUGGAAAUGUAUCUAACUUUUAUCUAAAUUCAUCUAACUCUAACAUAUUUUGAGUGGGUGAAUAUAGGUUGUAAUCUCGUUGAUCAACGUCUCAACCAAAUAUUACCCAAUUAUCCACGUUGAAAUGACAUAGUGUGCCCAGUGGGUAUUCAGUGUGGGGUUAUAUUUGAUAUAUCUCUUUCUCGUUGUCUUGCUAUAUAUUACAGACUGUCAUGGCUUUGCUUUGCAGUGUCCCUGCAGUGCAGUGCCUGCCUGCCUCCCCUCAUCUGGGUUCCAUUGUGUGGGUGUGCACAGAGCUGGCUCUGAAUGGGCCUGACCAUUCAUCCUCCACACUGAAGCUCAUUAGAACUCUAUAGAAGCACAAUUGUGAGCCCCACAUUAGACACUUCCUCGCUGCUGCCACAGACACCACACAAAGUGCCAGUUUGCUGCUAAGCUAAGCGCAUUGUCUUCUGAUUCAUAGAGUCUGGCCCUCCAUUCAUGAUAUUAAGUUCGAGUGGUGGAAUAUCAAUUGAGUGUGUAAUGGCCCGGUAUCUUUUUAAGAGGCCAGGGACAGAAAGGAGCUCGGCUGGUCUGCACAGUGCUGGAUCUCAACAGGACCAUUGUGGAGCUCUGA
Molecule: messenger RNA, 3981 nt
Organism: Coregonus sp. 'balchen'
Lineage: Eukaryota; Metazoa; Chordata; Actinopteri; Salmoniformes; Salmonidae
Source: the annotation of a GenBank genome assembly